Molecule: messenger RNA, 2051 nt
Organism: Camelina sativa (false flax)
Lineage: Eukaryota; Viridiplantae; Streptophyta; Magnoliopsida; Brassicales; Brassicaceae
Product: myrosinase-binding protein 2-like
Molecular function (GO): carbohydrate binding
Source: RefSeq, a predicted model, not a curated record
AAAAGAUCACUAUCCACCAAUCUAACAAAGUUACUCUCAUCCUUCAUCGUACUCUCUUUACUCAGUAGGAAGCAGAUAGAAACAAUGUCUGAAAAGGUGGGACCGAUGGGUGGUAACAACGGAGUAGCAUUCGACGAUGGGGUUUUCGAUGGUGUUAAGAAAAUAAUUAUUGGAAAAAAUAUUCGCAAUGUAAAUUAUAUCAAGAUCGAAUACGAAAAGGACGGAAAAUUUGAAAUCCGUGAACACGGAACAAAUCGCGGUCGAUUACAAGAGUUUUCAAUGGAUUAUCCGAGUGAAUAUAUCAUAGCCGUUGGUGGAGGCUACGAUGAUAUUUUCGGUUAUGGAGCAGCAUUGAUCAAAUCGUUACUCUUCAAAACCUCUUACGGAAGAACAUCUCCCAUACUAGGUCAUAUGACGUUAUUAGGAAAUCCAGUUGGGAAAGAGUUCAUGCUCGAGGGUAAAAAUGGAGGAAAACUCAUUGGUUUCCAUGGACGUGCUGGUGAAGCUCUUGAUGCCAUUGGACCUCACUUCUCUGUUGUGGAUUCGUCUCUUAAGCACUUUAAACUUCAAGGUGGGAAUGGAGGGUUUGCUUGGGACGAUGGCGCUUUCGAUGGUGUUAGAAAAGUGCUUGUUGGACGAAAUGGUAAGAACGUGGGUUAUGUCAGGUUUGAGUAUGCCAAAGGCCAAAGAACCAUACCGCAUGCUCAUGGGCAUAGACAAGAAGCCCCACAAGAGUUUGCGGUGGAUUAUCCUAAUGAACAUAUUACAUCCGCGGAGGGAACAAUCGAUGUUUAUCUUACGUCUCUUACGUUUAAGACGUCAAAAGGAAGAACAUCCCCUGCUUUUGGGACUGUGGUUGGUAGUAAAUUUGUGUUUCAGGAAACAGGUUUUAAACUUGUUGGAAUUUAUGGUCGGUCUGGUAAUGUAAUUGAUUCUCUUGGUGCAUAUUUUGCCCCUCUUCCCGCUCCAGCUCCAUCUCAGGUUCCCAAAAACAGUGUGACCAAGAUCUACAUUUCAUCUGGUAAUGGAGGAAUUGAGCAAAUCAAGUUUGAUACUGUCGAAAACGGAGAGACAGAGGAAGGACUGUUGCAUGGUGUGAAGGGUACAAAUGUCAUUUCUGCGGUUGCCGUAAGAAAUUAUCCUGAUGACUAUCUCGUUUAUGUCGAGAGUUGGUACGAUUCUUCCAAUGUCUUCCAAGGAAUCAAGUUCAAAACCGACAAGAACACUUCUGAGUUCUUUGGUUAUAAACUUUCUGAGGAUGAUGGUACACCGUUCUCUCUUCAUGUCAAGGAUAAGAAGAUCACUGGCUUUGCUAGAUUCGCUAAUUCGAAUCUCAAUUUUCCUGGAACUUACUUUGUACUUAACCAUUCGGCCUUGACUCCUUCUACUGCUAAGAAGCUACAAGCAAAAGGUGGUAAUGGAGGUGCUUCCUGGGAUGAUGGUGUUUUCGAUGGUGUUAAAAAGAUACUUGUAGGUCAAGGAAACGAUGGUGUAGCUUUUGUCACGUUUGAGUAUAACAAAGGCACUCAAGCAAUAAUCGGUGAUGGUCAUGGGAAGAAAACAUUACUUGGAACUGAGACGUUUGAGCUUGACUUUCCAAGUGAGUACCUCACUUCGGUGGAAGGUUACUAUGAUAAAAUCUUCGGAGUUGAAGCUGAAGUGGUAACCAGUCUAACGUUCAAGACUAACAAGAGAACGUCUCAGCCGUUUGGAUUGACUGCUGGAGAACAUUUCGAGCUUAAGGAGGAAGGUUACAAGAUCGUUGGGUUCCAUGGGAAAGCUAGUGAUGUGGUUCAUCAGAUCGGAGUCCAUGUCGAGCCCAUUUUCACCAAUUAUAGGAUUACGCUUUAGUUCCUUCAUUUUCUUUGAUGAUUUUGUAAAAUAAGGUCAGGUGACUCAGGUCCAUGGACCAUGCUUAUGGAUUUGUGUGUGUGUUUUAGUGUCACUGCUUUAUGCUAGCGAUCAUGUGAUGUUCUGCUUUGAUGUGACUCAGGUCCAUGGACCAUGCUUAUGGAUUUGUGUGUGUGUUUUAGUGUCACUGCUUUAUGCUA